ACUACCUAAAAGCAGGAAGUAGCUACGUUAGUGGAUCAUCCAUCCAAACCACAAGCAGCCGAAACAAAAACAAAGCCUACAAAAUUAUAUUUUGGGCAGAUGUGGAUUUUUUGAUGUACUGCUGAGGCCAGCAGUCGAAACUUGUAAUCUACAUAUCGCGUGGACGCGUUUGGGCAAACAAGAACAUGGGGCAGCAUCUUGGAAAACAUGAGCCACUUUCUGUUCCCAAGGGAUCAUCAGCAGUAUCUGAACACAUCCCAACAGACUCACCGGAGUCACAAGAUGAGGUAUUUGGACUGGGGGAGGCGGACCUCAACCAGAACAAUGGAUGCUCCAGCAAGAGUCCAGUGGUGACUGACUCCAUGAACGCUGCAGUAGAUCUCAGCAGCUGGAACCAUCCGAGCACAGCUGACCCUAAUGCCUCAGGGCCCCGCCCCCACUUGGUCCGCCUCUUUUCUCGAGAUGCCCCAGAUCGCGAGGACAACACCUUCAAAGACCGCCCCUCGGAGUCUGAUGAGCUGCAGACCAUCCAGGAGCACGGCGGAGCUGGCUCAGAUUGUGAAUCUGAGUGUGCAGAGUAGGACCUAAAGUAGAUUUGCUCUUUGCCCUCUCUUUCCUCACUCCUAUUUUGGAAA
Messenger RNA from Sinocyclocheilus grahami, 635 nucleotides. RefSeq names its product myelin basic protein-like. The record is from RefSeq and is a predicted model, not a curated record. Gene Ontology annotation, molecular function: structural constituent of myelin sheath. The coding region runs from base 186 to 581 and encodes 131 amino acids. Lineage: Eukaryota; Metazoa; Chordata; Actinopteri; Cypriniformes; Cyprinidae. The transcript is spliced from 4 exons.